AUGCUGAAGAAUUUCAAGAGCAUCCUGAGCGAUUCUUGUCACGGUUUGCCACUGAGGUAUGCGAUCGCACCGUACGCAUCAGUGAUCAUAAAUGGUGUUUAUUGGGAACAAAAUGCGGCACGUCUGAUCACAAUACCGGAUGCUAAACAUCUGCUAACGCCUAAAGCUCCAGGUCCUGAAGUUCCCGGAUGCCCAACACUUCCGCAUAGAUUGAUCGCUUUAUGCGACAUAUCAGCUGAUCCGGGUGGUUCGAUCGAGUUCAUGAAUGAGUGCACCACUAUUGAUCGACCGUUCGCUAUUUAUGACGCUGACCUGAACCAGUGCUCGGCGAGUUUCGAUACUCCGAGCGGUUGUUUGGUGUGCAGCAUUGACAAUAUGCCCGCACAAAUACCAUAUGAGGCCACAGAAGCAUUCGGUGAUCUUCUGUAUCCGUACAUUACCGAUAUGUUAAACUGUGCAACGGAUCAGCCAUUCGAUCAACUCCAUUGCUGUGAUGACAUCAAAAAUGCAAUUAUCACCAACGAUGGUGCACUUACACCCAAAUUCGAAUAUAUCGCCGAUUUGCGACGGAAAAGGUGA
Anisakis simplex (herring worm) is the source of this 579-nucleotide messenger RNA. NCBI's taxonomy places the organism in Eukaryota, Metazoa, Nematoda, Chromadorea, Rhabditida, Anisakidae. The record is from the annotation of a GenBank genome assembly.